GAAGCAUAGUUCAUGCGGACGCAUCGAAGCACGCGUGGCGGCUGGACAGCAUAGCCUACUUCAGCGGCGUUCGACAAAAUGGAUAAUCUCUGCGGAACAACCGUAACACUUAUAUAGCCAUAUUAUUAAGAAUCAUGGGAGCGACUAAAGUGGCAGGACCGGACUAUAUCACAACACCUCAUUUCGAAAAAAAUACAUGAUUUGUGAGAGAAAAAAAAGCAAUACUGGAGACAAGGCACAUGAGCACUGAACUCAGACUGUGGUUUUAAAGCACUUCAGUUUUACACAAGGUAAACUAUGUAAUCUGUGCAUAUCAAGACAUCCAUGUCAGCAGAGAUGAAAGAGGGACCUCAGGAAGACAGUGCUGACAAACAGAGGAGAUUAGGAGAACCGGGCAGCCACUGAACCUUAGUGGAGCUAGUCGAUGGGACAUUUACCUGGACGCUAAUGAGCAAAAGAAUUUUCUGUGCAUUACAGCUUGUUUAUUAUUUAUUGUUUUGUAAUUAUCAUAUGCUGCUAUACACCACCUGAUAUUGGACACUAGACGCCAAAGAAAUAUUUCCAUUUCGCACGGAGAGAUAAUAUAGAUAAUAAUAGUAGAAUAUAUGUGUAUGCACGUACUUUCUUUAAGUAAUGUCAGUAUCUGCUGACAUAACACUGUUAAACAUUAUUUGAAAUAUACAUACAUAAAUAGUGGCGAAGGUCUGAUAUUGUCUCUUGUUAAAACUUUUGUUUUAAUUGGAGCGUAUAACAACAAACUCUUUUUGAAGAGCCCAUAAACACCCACACACUGGAUCUGGUUGAUAUUUUUUCAGCUCGCAGAGUAUAGUCAUUAGUUCUUUAUUUCUUCAACAUUUUUCCUGAAUUUGUAAUUUUGAAACCCGAAGUGGCUCCACAGUGGUGUUGCGGCUCCUCGUCCGCGGCGGAUCCGGAGAUCGGGGUCUCAGCAGCGGGAGGAGGCGGCGGUGGGACUCCACCGCAGGGUCCCAAAUCCGGCCGAGUAAAAAGGAUGAUUCGGUUGGUAGCAGAGUUGGUACUACUGUUGGGACUCCUUCUCCUAACGUUACACAUUACGGUGCUGCGGAGCACCCCGCUACAACAAGGAAAUGUCACUUUGGACAACGCGAAGAAUCCGUUGCUUGAUGAGAGUAAUCUCGAUGUGGAGAGCAGCUUCUCCUCUCGCCUUCCGGCAGAACGUCAGUCACAGCAGUGGCCUGUCCCCAACCCACCAGGCAUUGGCAGCACUCUGCAGGGGGAUGGACCUGGUGCCUUCCUCCUGGACCUCCACAAUUUCCCCGACCUCUCCAAGGCCGAUAUAAACCGACAGAACCCAAAUAUUCAGGUGACUAUUGAGGUGGUGGAUGGGCUAGAGGCGGCAGAGCCGGAGAGGGAUCCUCACAAGGAGAACAAGCCUAGCUGGGGUUCGCCGAAUUGGAGGAACUGGUGGAGUCGCUCUUCCCCUGUCACCAUCGGCAACAGCAACGACAGAAACUCAGAGGACAGCAACUCUCUCAAACCUGAGUGGGAGCGACGUGGGGGUGGGGCAAACCAGAGGGGCAGCUUUGAGAGCAAGACUCAGACUGAAUACGAUUACAUUGACGGGGAAGGGGACUGGAGUGGAUGGUCAGCGUGUAGUGUCACCUGUGGCAAUGGGAACCAGAAGCGCACCAGGUCAUGUGGGUACGCCUGCACAGCCACUGAGUCUCGUACCUGUGACAUGCCAGGCUGCCCAGGAAUUGAGGAUGCCUUCAGGACAGCAGCCACUGAAGUCAGUCUGCUUGCUGGCACUGAUGAGUUCAACGCUACCGAGCUUUUUGGUGUUGAUACAGACAGCUGCGAGAGAUGGAUGAACUGCAAGAGCGAAUUCCUGAAGAAGUACAUGCUGAAGGUGGCUAAUGACCUUCCCAGCUGCCCCUGUUCCUACCCGACCGAGGUGGCCUACAGUACGGCUGACAUCCAUGACACUGUCACUCGCAGGGACUUCCGCUGGAAAGAUGCCAGCGGCCCCAAGGAGAGGUUGGAGAUCUACAAACCCACAGCACGCUACUGCAUUCGCUCUAUGUUGACCCUGGAGUCCACCACUCUGGCCGCCCAGCACUGCUGCUACGAUGACAGCAUGAAGCUCAUCACCCGUGGCAAGGGGGCCGGAUCGCCAAACCUUAUCAGCACAGAGUUCUCGGAAGACCUGCACUACAAGGUGGACAUCCUGCCCUGGGUCUUCUGCAAGGGGGACUGGAGUCGCUACAACCAGGCAAGGCCGCCCAACAAUGGGCAAAAGUGUGAAGACAAUCCUGUGGAUGAGGACUACUACAAGCAGUUCGAAGAGGCCAGGGAGUUCUGAGUUCUCCAUCUGCAUGAGAAUAUGAGAGGAAAAGAUAAAAACAAGAUUUGAGUAACUCUACAAAUUAGCAGAUGGAAGAAGCAAACCACUGUCUGUUCUGUUUUUUUUCUUUUUUUUUGGUUUUUGUAUAGUACGACAAUUAAGCAAAACAGAAGCCUGCAAGCUAACAAGGAAAGCUGUUCAACAGAGAUGCAGAUCCCUGUAUCUGAUACUAUAUCAUUUCCACCCUGGUGACAACAAACCACUCUAUUUUCCAUGCUGUAAUUUUGCAAUUUUUUCAUUGCUAUUCCAUAUAAAACAACUGAUUUUCUGUGUAAUUCUCACAACAGUGUUUUUCUAAUGUCCUUCAUCAAAAGGAGAGAAUGUCCUUUUUUUUCCUGCUGCAUAAAGGGAAAACUCCUUAAUGGAUAUAGGGGUAUUGUAGUUUUGUGGCUCUUGUGGUGUGCAUUAUAUUGUCAACGUGGAAAAAAACUCUGAGACAAAUAACAAAUGUCUUUGUGACUUCAGAUUUGCAAUGUGAGCAUCUGUCUAUUGUUUACCCAGCAGACAAUCGAAGGGAAACAAUUCUUCAUUCUCCUUCAUAAGACGAGGACAUCAGUAUGGUGGCCAACCACAACAGCCAAAGAGUUGACUGUGAAUGGAAAUAAUUUACAGGAACUUAAAACCAUAAGUAUCAGUAGCUUUUUGUAUUCAAAGAGUUUGAUCUUUUCCCAACCUUGGUUUGGGUAUAAUAUUCAGGUUGUAUGGUUAUAAGAUUGUUUAUUUAGCAUGCACCAAAUGUUACAAAUAAUCUAUGGCCCUAUUGUUUUUUUCUA
Messenger RNA from Megalops cyprinoides (Indo-Pacific tarpon), 3156 nucleotides. RefSeq names its product isthmin-1-like. The coding region runs from base 1010 to 2341 and encodes 443 amino acids. The record is from RefSeq and is a predicted model, not a curated record. The transcript is spliced from 6 exons. NCBI's taxonomy places the organism in Eukaryota, Metazoa, Chordata, Actinopteri, Elopiformes, Megalopidae. Gene Ontology annotation, biological process: negative regulation of angiogenesis.